This is a messenger RNA of Orycteropus afer afer, 2249 nucleotides long. It is a transcript of the gene TMEM87A, whose product is annotated as transmembrane protein 87A. Gene Ontology annotation, biological process: retrograde transport, endosome to Golgi. Lineage: Eukaryota; Metazoa; Chordata; Mammalia; Tubulidentata; Orycteropodidae. The record is from RefSeq and is a predicted model, not a curated record. Gene Ontology annotation, cellular component: Golgi cisterna membrane; Golgi apparatus.
CUUUCGGUAGACCCUCCACGGUUGUGAAGAUGGCGGCGGCUGCGUGGCUUCAGGUGUUGCCUGUCAUUCUUCUUCUUCUGGGGACUCGCCCAUCUCCAUUGUCAUUUUUCGGUAUAGGACCGGAACCUGUAGCUGCUGCCGACCGAUCGAAGUGGCACAUUCCGAUACCGUCGGGGAAAAAUUAUUUUAGUUUUGGAAAGAUCCUCUUUGGAAAUACCACUAUCUUCCUGAAAUUUGAUGGAGAACCUUGUGAUCUGUCUUUGAAUGUUACCUGGUAUCUGAAAAGUGCUGACUGUUACAAUGAAAUCUUCAACUUUAAGGCAGAAAAAGUUGAGAAAUAUUUGGAAAACCUUAAGGAAAAAAGAGGGUUAUCUGGGAAAUAUCAAACGUCAUCAAGAGUGUUCCAGAACUGCAGUGAACUUUUUAAAACACAGAGCUUUUCUGGAGAUUUUGUACAUCGACUACCUCUUUUAGGAGAAAAACAAGAGGCUAAGGAGAAUGGAACAAAUCUUACCUCUAUUGGAGAUAAAACUGUAAUGCAUGAACCAUUGAAAACGUGGCAGGAUGCACCAUACAUUUUUAUUGUACAUAUUGGUAUUUCAUCUUCAAAAGAAUCAAUGAAGGAAAAUUCACUAAGUAAUCUUUUUACCAUGACUGUUGAAGUGAAGGGUCCCUAUGAGUACCUCACACUUGAAGAAUAUCCAUUGAUGAUUUUUUUCAUGGUGAUGUGUAUUGUGUAUGUCCUGUUUGGUGUUCUCUGGCUGGCAUGGUCUGCCUGCUAUUGGCGAGAUCUCCUGAGAAUUCAGUUUUGGAUUGGUGCUGUAAUCUUCCUGGGAAUGCUUGAGAAAGCUGUCUUCUAUGCAGAAUUUCAGAAUAUCCGAUAUAAAGGAGAAUCUGUCCAAGGUGCCCUGAUCCUUGCAGAGUUACUUUCAGCAGUGAAACGCUCACUGGCUCGAACCCUUGUCAUCAUAGUCAGUCUGGGCUAUGGCAUAGUCAAGCCUCGUCUUGGAGUUACUCUUCACAAGGUUGUGGUGGCAGGAGCCCUCUAUCUUUUGUUCUCUGGCAUGGAAGGGGUCCUCAGAGUUACUGGGGCCCAGACUGAUCUUGCUUCCUUGGCCUUUAUCCCCUUGGCUUUCCUAGACACUGCCCUGUGCUGGUGGAUAUUUAUUAGCCUGACUCAAACAAUGAAACUAUUAAAACUUCGGAGGAACAUUGUCAAGCUCUCUUUGUACCGACAUUUCACCAACACACUUAUCUUGGCUGUGGCGGCAUCUAUUGUGUUUAUCAUCUGGACAACUAUGAAAUUCAGGAUAGUGACUUGCCAGUCGGACUGGCGGGAGCUGUGGGUCGAUGAUGCCAUCUGGCGCUUGCUCUUCUCUAUGAUCCUAUUUGUCAUCAUGGUAUUGUGGCGACCUUCUGCAAACAACCAAAGGUUUGCCUUUUCACCGUUGUCUGAGGAAGAGGAAGAGGAUGAACAAAAGGAACCUAUGCUGAAAGAAAGCUUCGAGGGAAUGAAAAUGAGAAGUACCAAACAAGAACCAAAUGGAAAUAGUAAAGUGAAUAAAGCACAGGAAGAUGAUUUGAAGUGGGUAGAAGAGAAUGUUCCUUCUUCUGUGACAGAUGUAGCACUUCCGGCCCUUCUGGAUUCAGAUGAGGAACGAAUGAUUACACACUUUGAAAGGUCCAAAAUGGAGUAAAGAAUAGGAAGAACUGGGAUUGAAGAUGACUAGUAUCAGGGAAGAGAUCAGCUUCUGUGUCAGUCUUCUACCACUGCUCCCUGGUGUUAAAAAAAGGAGGCAACAACUUCCUGAUCUGUUCCUUGAUCUUGGUGCAUUGGAGCUGGCGAGAGGUGUCAGAACAAGGAGAAUCUUACUGAAACAAGUUCAUAGGAUGAGAAAAAUCUACAAGUUUCUAAUUUCCAACAUGCCCCGAUCCCUCCCACACUCUGACAUGGAUGUUUAUGCAACUUACAUGUGUUGUUCCUGAGUCUUUUAUAAUGUUUCAGUUGUUUAAUCUGUCAAACUAAAAAGUUUAACAUCUUCUAAAGGACUAUGACAUCGAGGUCAUAGUAUGUAAUCUCCAGGAACAAAUGCUUGUGCUUUUUAUUUAUUUAGGGAGUUACAUAGGUGAUGGGGGGAAAUUGUUAAUUAUCUUUCAGUUUCCUAGGAAGCCAAGGUUACAUCUUGCAGAGAUAGUUUUGAGAAAAUACGGGCCCUUCUGAGUUAAGGAGCCAUGAUUCUAGCAAUGAU